AAACGCAACAAGAAAGCAUAUGGAACGUCGAUCAACAAUGUGUAAUUGUCAUAUGAACUUCUCAGAAGUUUCUUCCCAAUUUCCAUUGGUGCUAAGUUAUUACUCUUGUAUAAAUGGGAUGAUCCGCAAUGAAGCAGAACAUAAACCUUUUCCCAUUUUAACCCUUUUGGCUUUUUCUCACAGUGCAAACAAAGAUGGUUUCAGAAAUUCAACCCCUGCAUGACAUUGGAAACAUGCUGUACAACAUAAGCACCACCACCCUUACCCUUACCAAUGCCAAGAAAAGAUGGCGUCGUGCCUACUUCUCCGUAUAUUUCUCAAACGCCAUGGCGUCCAUCGCCAAAGACGUCUUCUCCAAGGCGCUGCCCGUUUCGCACCCGACGUAUUCCGUUAUCAAUAUCAAAGAGUCAGUGACAGAUCAUUUCUAUGGUAUUGAUCAAACACAGCUUGUUGAUAUCAUACAAAACAAAGACAUGGAAGCGCUACACAGGUUUGCUGGUGUCAAGGGUUUAGCGAAAACACUUCACACUCAUCUUGAUGACGGAAUCGACGGCCAAGAUUUAAACGAAAGGAGAACCGUGUUUGGUUCCAAUACUUACCAUAAACCCCCUCCAAAGGGUUUGUUUUAUUUUGUCGUUGAGGCUUUUAAAGAUGUCACCAUUCUCAUACUAAUGGGGUGCGCGGUUCUUUCUCUUGGUUUUGGUAUCAAAGAAGACGGAAUCAACGAGGGUUGGUAUGAAGGUGGAAGCAUACUUCUCGCAGUCUUUCUAGUUAUCGUUGUGUCUGCAGUUAGUAACUUUAGACAAGAAAAACAGUUUGAUAGUCUGUCAAAAAUAAGCAAUAAUAUCAAGACUGAUGUUGUUAGAGAAGGGAGAAGACAGAAGAUAUCGAUAUUCGAUAUAGUUGUUGGAGAUAUUGUGGUUUUGAAUGUCAGAGAUCAGAAUCCAGCAGACGGCUUGUUUAUUGACGGGCAUUCAUUGCUGGUGGACGAGUCGAGCAUGACAGGCGAAAGUGAGCAAAUAGACGUAAACGCCACCGGUAAUCCGUUUUUAAUCUCUGGUGCUAAAGUGGCUGACGGGCAUUGUCGGAUGCUAGUGUUAUCAGUUGGGAUGAACACUUCUUGGGGGAAGAUGAUGAGUUCCAUCACGGGUGAUAAUAACGAGGAAACGCCAUUACAAUCACGCCUCAACAAACUAACUUCUUCAAUUGGAAAGGUAGGUCUUGCAGUUGCUUUUCUAGUUCUUUUAGUUAUGUUAAUUCGUUACUUCACGGGAAACACAGAAGAUGAAAAUGGUAAACGAGAGUAUAACGGGAAAGGCACGAGUGUAAACGAAAUACUAGAUUCUGUUACGGGUAUAUUCUCGGCGGCGGUGACCAUCGUGGUGGUGGCAAUACCUGAAGGUCUACCGCUAGCAGUGACCCUCACACUUGCAUACUCUAUGAAGAGAAUGAUGAGUGAUCAAGCCAUGGUUCGGAAGUUAUCCGCCUGUGAGACCAUGGGUUCCGCCACGGUUAUAUGCACCGAUAAGACCGGGACUUUGACUAUGAACCAGAUGACGAUAACAAAGUUCUGGCUUGGUCUCGAGUACAUAGAACAACAUGCUUCUAAUGUUAUCGCCUUACAAGUCCUUGAACUUCUACAUGAGGCAGUUGGGCUGAACACUACAGGUACGAUAUUCAAACACGCUUCACGACUGGUACCUGAAUACUCCGGGUCACCAACUGAGAAAGCGAUUUUAUCGUGGGCGGUUGAGGAUUUGGAGAUGGAUAUGGAGAAACUGAAACAAUGUUCGACUGUUCUUCAUGUCGAGACAUUUAAUUCGAAGAAAAAGCGAAGUGGGGUUUCGAUUAGGAGAAACAACGACAACACUAUUCAUGUUCACUGGAAAGGAGCUGCAGAGAUGGUACUAGCAAUGUGCUCAAAAUAUUAUAACAGCAACGGGUGUAAAGAGAUAAUCGAUAGCGAUUCAAGAAAACAAUUGGAGAAUAUAAUCGAGGGAAUGGCAGCAAGUAGUCUCAGGUGCAUUGCUUUCGCCCAUAAGAAGGUUCUAGAAGGUACAGAAACGUUAGCCGAAGAAGGGUUAACUUUGCUCGGGAUCGUUGGAUUGAAGGAUCCAUGUAGACCCGGAUCCAAAAAAGCUAUAGAAACCUGCCGGUUUGCUGGAGUUGAAGUCAAGAUGAUAACGGGAGAUAACUUAUUCACAGCAAAAGCCAUAGCCACCGAAUGUGGGAUACUGGAAUCAGGUCAAGAAGUGUGUGAAGACGAAGUGGUGGAAGGUGUCCAGUUUCGUAAUUUCACAGAUGAAGAAAGAAUGCAAAAGGUUGAUAGAAUCCGUGUGAUGGCAAGAUCUUCGCCUUUUGAUAAGCUUUUGAUGGUAAAGUGCUUGAAACAAAAAGGGCACGUUGUGGCUGUUACCGGUGACGGGACAAACGAUGCACCGGCACUCAAAGAAGCCGAUAUUGGUCUUUCAAUGGGAAUUCAAGGAACCGAAGUAGCCAAACAGAGCUCUGAUAUCGUGAUCUUAGACGACGACAUUGCAUCUAUUUCAACUGUAUUAAUGUGGGGACGGUGCGUGUACAAUAACAUCCAAAAGUUCAUCCAGUUUCAACUCACGGUAAAUGUCGCAGCUCUUGUUAUUAACUUCAUUGCAGCGGUAACUUCUGGCGGGGUCCCUUUAACCGCAGUUCAACUUCUGUGGGUGAAUCUAAUCAUGGAUACUUUGGGUGCACUUGCACUUGCUACAGAAGGGCCCACUAAGGAACUCUUGAACAAACCACCGGUGGGUCGGGUCGAACCUCUCAUAACUAACGUCAUGUGGAGAAACCUACUUGCACAAGCUAUUUUCCAGAUUACUGUUCUAUUGACGUUCCAGUUUAGAGGUGAGGCGAUAUUCAACGUGAAUGAGAGGGUGAAAGACACAGUAAUUUUCAAUACUUUUGUGCUAUGUCAAGUGUUCAAUGAGUUCAACUCGAGGAAGCUGGAGAAAAGGAAUAUAUUCAAAGGUAUACAUAAAAACAGAUUGUUUAUUGGAAUAAUCGGAAUUACUAUAAUCCUUCAGAUUGUGAUGGUGGAGUUUUUGAAGAAGUUUGCGGAUACAGAAAGACUAAAUGGUGUGCAGUGGGGAAUAUGUAUUGGUAUUGCAGCUUUGUCUUGGCCUAUUGGAUGGAUUAUGAAGUUGAUACCAGUACCCGAUAAACCAUUUCUAAGCUACAUUAGACGCUAAGCUACAAACGGUUGUAAAUACAUGACUAUAGCAGUUAUAAGAUUUUAUUUCAUCUCCGUUGUAUUUAGUUACUUUGUGAUUUAUGAUUAUAUAAGAAUAGUAUUA
Helianthus annuus (common sunflower) is the source of this 3329-nucleotide messenger RNA. Its product is annotated as calcium-transporting ATPase 12, plasma membrane-type-like. The record is from RefSeq and is a predicted model, not a curated record. Lineage: Eukaryota; Viridiplantae; Streptophyta; Magnoliopsida; Asterales; Asteraceae. The transcript has a single exon. Gene Ontology annotation, cellular component: membrane; intracellular membrane-bounded organelle. The coding region runs from base 195 to 3224 and encodes 1009 amino acids. Gene Ontology annotation, biological process: calcium ion transmembrane transport. Gene Ontology annotation, molecular function: ATP binding; P-type calcium transporter activity; ATP hydrolysis activity.